AUCGUGUAUGUAGGUGCAUGUCAUUGUUCAGAAGGAAAAAUUAUAGUUUAAUCUAAAAUGUCAUCUCCUACACAAGUGAUUUGUUCAAUAAUAAAACAAUGUCAUUAAAAUAAAAAAGAUACGUCAUUAAAUGGAACUUAACCCAUUCGAAGAUUAUGACACAUCGUGUGCGUUUAACAUUAUCUGUUAAAUACAAGCGAUGACGCACUAUGUAUGUUUCGGAAACAAAUUGAUAUGGUCGGUAUUUGAAAAGCUAAUUAGCGAGGGUAGUAUCGUACAAAAAUAAAAUAAUAGAAAAGGUAUGUACAAAUUGAAAUUGAUAUUAGCUUAAUGUAAAAAGUACGUAACGUAUAACCAGGCACUUGAAUGGGUUAAAAAGAUUAACAUCAACGUUUCGGUUAAAGAAGUGUUAGUCAUGUUCACGGCCGUUCAUUCCAUUCCAAUUUUAUGUUUUGUCUGUUCCAGUUAAAAAGUGUUGGCCCAAAGCUAGUCCCAUUCUUUAAAAGCGUAUCUGUAUAUUUUAUAUUAUUGGCCGAGCAGCCAUCCUUACUGACGGCAUGUUUCAAGUGUUUGCCAAUUAUAAGUCUUAUCGUCUUUGUUCUGCUACAUGGAAUUAGUUUAUCGCAGGAAUAUACCUUCUCCAGACGAAUAUUGACGGGGUUGAUAUUCAGUUGCAUAGGAGAUGCACUGUUGGUUUGGCCCAGUUGUUUUACGCUGGGGAUGUGCAUGUUCGCUCUAGCUCAAAUUAUGUACAUCAGUGCAUUCGGUUUUAUACCGCUUAACAUAAUGUUAGGUACAAUUUUAUACGCGAUGUGUUCGCUAGUCAUAUACGCUCUAAUGCCUGGUCUGAAUGGAAUUCUGGUUAUUGGAGUUCCGGUUUACACGGUGCUAUUAACCACCAUGGCGUGGAGGGCAAUUUCUAGAGUACAAUUUUACAAAGAGUUAUGGACGUGGACUAAAUUAUGCAGCUGUAUCGGUAGUAUAUGUUUCCUCAUAUCUGAUACCUUACUCGGAUUUCACUAUUUUCAUACUCCACUACCUUAUUCUCAGGUUUCUAUAAUGUUAACAUAUUAUGCAGCUCAGUUGGGAAUAGCUUUGAGCGCAGUUGGUUCUAAAAAUAGCAACAAUAAUAAUAAUAAUGUUAGCAAUGAUAAAAAUGACGCAGCCGUAGUGAAGGGUUAAGAAAAUUUCGUCUUCUAUUUAUAGGCUAUAAAUAUAAAUUAUA
Molecule: messenger RNA, 1225 nt
Organism: Eufriesea mexicana
Lineage: Eukaryota; Metazoa; Arthropoda; Insecta; Hymenoptera; Apidae
Product: lysoplasmalogenase-like protein TMEM86A
Exons: 6
Coding region: 448-1182 (244 amino acids)
Cellular component (GO): membrane
Molecular function (GO): hydrolase activity
Source: RefSeq, a predicted model, not a curated record